Molecule: messenger RNA, 1950 nt
Organism: Arxiozyma heterogenica
Lineage: Eukaryota; Fungi; Ascomycota; Saccharomycetes; Saccharomycetales; Saccharomycetaceae
Gene: CQD1
Product: Cqd1p
Exons: 1
Coding region: 1-1950 (649 amino acids)
Biological process (GO): protein phosphorylation
Cellular component (GO): mitochondrion
Molecular function (GO): ATP binding; protein kinase activity
Source: RefSeq, a predicted model, not a curated record
AUGUUUAAAUUUACUCGAAGUUUUAUUAUCAAUAACAGGAAACCUUUAGCAUAUAUUGUGGGUUGUGGUGGGGGUGGACUACUUCUUUCAAUGAAAUUACGACAAUCUUAUGGGUUUCAGAGAUUAAAUGGUUCAAAAAAUAAAAAUGAUAUAGUUCAAUUGGAUUUGAAUCCAAAUUUCGAUUCUUCCAAUAUAUUGGCUCCUAACCCGGAUGGUGAUACAUAUGAAAUGGGUUUAUACUUAUCUUCAAAAAGAGAAAAAGAAACCCAAGUACUGCAAGAAAGACAAGCUCAAUUGAACCAAUGCCCGUCCUCUAUAUUAAAAUUACUAUUAAAGAUUAAAUUUAAAUGUCAAGAUAAUAUCGUUGUUCCUAUACAUACAAUGAUACGGUUUCUAGAAUUGACGUGUUUUGUUCUUUUACCUAUCUUUUUAACGUAUCCUAUCGUUACUUUAUCGUUAAUGGAUAAGAUAUUAUGGUAUAGACUAAUAAGAUCUUUAUGUCAAUAUGCAGGGCCUAGUUUUAUUAAAUUGGGUCAAUGGGCAUCUGCAAGAAAUGAUUUAUUUUCUAACGAUUUUUGUCAUGUUAUGUCUGCUUUACAUAGUAAUGUUAAGCCUCAUCCCAUACAAUAUUCAAUUGACACUCUUUGUGAUCUAUUUCAGGUUGGUGAUUUGUAUGAUGUUUUCGAAAGUUUUGAUACUCAACCAAUUGGGUGUGGCUCGAUAGCACAGGUACAUAAAGCAAGAUGGAAACAUAAUGAUGAUAAUAGUAGUAGUAAUGAUCAUGUAUCCAAUGAAGUUGCGAUUAAAAUACUACAUCCCAACGUAGUUGAUAUAGUAAAUAUAGAUUUAAGAAUCAUGGAAACUUUAGCCAAUUUAAUUAGUAGGGUUCCAACUAUGGAAUGGUUAUCAUUGACCGAUGAAGUUAGGAAUUUUUCUAUUUUUAUGAAUAUGCAGUUAGAUCUUCGUAUUGAAGCAAUGAAUCUAGAUAAAUUUAACCGUGAUUUCCAAAACGAUCCAUUAGUUUCUUUCCCUAAACCAUUACUACAGUAUACCACAAAAACAGUUUUGUUUGAAGAAUAUAUAAAUGCAUUGCCAAUGGAACAACUCUUAAAUGAGAAGAAUAAUCUGAAUGAUAUCGAUAUCUUUAAAGUUAGUCAUCCCUUUGUCAUGGCAUUUUUAAAUAUGAUGAUUAUAAAUAAUUUUGUCCAUGCAGAUUUACAUCCAGGCAAUGUCAUGAUAAGAUUUAUGGAUAAAUCCACAGAAAAAAUAAAUAAUUCAAUUGUUGAUCAAUUGAGUCAAAAUUAUGGGACUCCACAGUUCACUGAUAUUUUAAGAAAAGCAUUACGUUCAUAUAUACCUCAAAUAUGUUUUAUAGAUGCAGGACUUGUCACAGAAUUGAAUAAUACUAAUAGAAUAAACUUCAUGGAUUUGUUCCAGUCUCUUACGAAAUUUGAUGGAUAUCAAGCAGGUAGAUUAAUGAUAGAUAGAUCACGUAUACCAAGCAGCGCAAUUGACCCAUUAGGUUUUUCACAUAAAGUUCAAAAACUUGUCACUCAGAUUAAAAUACAAACUUUUUCCCUGGGAUCUAUUUCGAUUGGAAAUUUGUUAAAUGAAAUGUUCUUUAUGGUCAGACAACACCACGUCAAAAUGGAGGCUGAUUUUGUGUCAAUUGUAGUGGCAAUAUUGUUAUUAGAAGGGAUUGGAAGACAAUUAGAUCCUAAUUUAGACCUUUUUGAAUCUUCGAUACCGUUAUUGAGUCAAUAUUACAGAGAGAAAUAUUCUUUACUAAAGGGUAAAGAAGAAAUAAAUGAUAACUCAUUGUUGAAUGAGACAAAGUCAUGGCAAAUGAUGGUAAUUUGGUUAGGCUUACAAACUAGAAGGUUUUUAAGCAUGUCUUUAAGGCAAACUGAUAUUUUGUUAAAAUCUGAUCAAUUAUCACCAAACUACUGA